CUUGCCGGAGAUUGAAGAAGAAAGAAUGAAAGACGGCGGUGCGGUAGGGUUCUAGAGAGAGAGAAUGGCGUCGCCGGCGAAGAUGCAGGAGCAAGUAUUGGAGAUCAACUUGAUCUCAGCACAAGGACUGCAGCCACCUUCGUCUCCACGGCAGAGGCUCCAAACCUACGCCCUCACAUGGAUCGACCCCUCCACCAAGCUCCGAACCCGAGUUGACAACGUUGGCGGCCACAACCCUACCUGGAACGACAAGUUCCUCGCCAGCGACACCUCCGGAAUCUCCGUCGCCAUCUACGCCGUCGGCACCUUCCGCCUAAUCGGCACCGUCAGGUUCCUCAUCAGCAACAUCCUCUCCUCUCCCGCCGACCCCGACGCCGCCAGAACACCCUGCUUCAGCGCCGUCCAGAUUCUCCGGUCGUCGGGGAGGUUCCACGACGUCAUGAACAUCGGCGCCAUGGUCGUGGAAGCCUCCGACUUCCCGGCGCUGCACAAGAUCUCGGCGAUAGGGUACCGCGACCUCAUGGGAAUGAAGAUAAAGCACCACCGGAGGAAGCGAAACCGAAGCCCGCGGCGGCGGCGUUGAAGGAGUGGAACGGGGUGAGGGAAUUGGCGGGAAACAAAGGAUUAACGGCUUCGGGAUUCUUGUGCUGCUUGGUGGCCCGCAGAAGUAUCCAACUCACUCCCACUAACCCUGCCAUGGAAAGGUAAACCAACAAUAAAGCUACAACCCUCUCUCAGCACAGCCUAGGAAACCUCUUAUCCU
Messenger RNA from Arachis ipaensis, 763 nucleotides. Lineage: Eukaryota; Viridiplantae; Streptophyta; Magnoliopsida; Fabales; Fabaceae. The record is from RefSeq and is a predicted model, not a curated record.